AUGGAAAAUAAGCCAAAUAAGGAAAAUAUGCCAAGUGAUUCAGGUGAGCCAAAUAAUCCUUUGCGGGAGAAAUCAGAAGGAAAAAACUGCCAAACGAUUGGCAAUUUUGCUUUCUCAAGUGGAGCAAAAAAAAAGAGUUGCAUUAUGCAGGGAAAGGAACUCCAACUGAAAAUAACCCCUAGACUGAGAUCCCCGUUGGAGGCGAAAAAAAAAAAUAAAAAUUGUGCCAACCAAGUGCAAGCUGAACGAGUGGCAUGCCAGGAGCCACAAACAGGGGAACAACAUAACCAUCACGAAGGAGGGAGCAAAAUAUUCGCCUUUAAGAGGAAAGAAAAAAAGGCAAACAAGCCUGAUGACGAAAGAAACACUAUUUCUGUAGAAAAAAGCGCAAGUAAAAUACGCGAUGAGGAAGUAACAAAAACAGUAGCGAAUGCUCAAAAAAGCGUAAACACAUUUUGCGCGGAAGAAGAUACCCCCCGAACAGGUGAACGAACACCCGAAAAGGAAACAAGCGAAGCAGCCUUUAAAAAAAAAAAAAAAGGAGCACGUGCUGGGAAUAAAAAAAACAAGGGAGAGAGGUACGAAGAUAUUGUUCCAAAACUGUGGGAGUACAAAAAUGCUUCUCUUAUCAAUUUUUUAAAAAAAAUUAAAAGGGAGAAAUUUCAAUCCACGGCCCAGAUUUUUAACGAGAAAUACUUGGAGAGAAGAAAGGAAGAGAGGGAUCACCAGGGGGGUAAAAAAAAAGGGGCCAAGUACUGGGAACGAACGGGAAGCAAAAGCAGCGACAUUGUUGGAAAUAAGAACAAAACCCCAGCCGUGAAGAUUCACCGGGUGAAUAUGCAGAAUGAUGAUUGCCCCUUGGAGGGAAUCCACCCAGGAAUAGAAAAAAGUCAAAACCCUAAUGAGAAACACAAAUCAUGUCAAAAAAGAAACAGCCCUUCCAACGUACUACAAAUGGAAGGUGUAAAUAGCAAUACAUUUUAUGAGACACAAUGUGACAAGCAUUAUGUGAAAAUUAACAGUAAGCAAUGCACACAAGAUGUUGAUAUAGAUCAUGACUUCUUUUAUAACAGGAGUAAUCACAUGGGAAGAAAGAUGGACAAGGAAGAAGAGAUGCAGUCCAAUCACGCAUCCACCAGCAGCAAAGUGAAGAAGUUUUUCUUAAUUUUUUUCAAUGGGUGUUUAGUUGUAUUUUUGGGGGUCAGCAAUAACAUAUGUGGUAGGAUGAGGAAUCGAGUGCUGAACAACUUUGACAGCUUAACUGCGUCCUAUAAUGCUAUAGCCUACGUGGCGAUUUAUUUAGUGCUCUGCAUUAUAUACUGUAAGUCAAGGAGCAUUACCAAGGAACACUGGUCUUAUAUAUAUCCGUGCUUGAGAAGGUAUUUUAAGAAAAGGGAGAAAAGCGCUGAUGCGAGACAGAUGGAUAAGAGAAAGGAACAACCGAAGCAGCAGCGCGAUUGUACCAUUGAUGUGAGGGAUCAAGAGGCAAUCAAGAGGAAGAAGAAAAUCAUGAAGAUGUUCUACAUUCACAAGAAGAGGAUAUACGAGCCGCUGCUGGAGAAGAGCGAGGGAGACGUGGAGGUGCGGAAUGGCAGUAUAAGCGGCAGCAUAACGGGUCGCAUAAGUGGUAGCAUACAUACCAGCAAAUGCCAUAGCAGGUGUGGCAGCAGAGCGGGUGGCCGUAUUGAUAUCCCCACUGUGCGUCCAAGUACCGGGCAAAGUGGCACCCAAAGUGGAGCAGCCAAUCCACGUACAAAGUCAAGACAGGGAAAAGAUGCACGAACCGAGGAAGACAACACCCUCGACAGCCACAGCGCACUAAACACAAGUGAGCCGCGCUUCCAUGAAAAGAAAGAACAGAAUGACGGAAAAACGCACACUCGGUGUCGCUGCAGUAAUGCCACUGUGGAGAACUCAGAUGAGGAGGGAGUCUACCCAUUUAGUAAGCAAGACAUAAAGGACAUACUAGAACAUUACCAACAUGAUAAACCGUACGAGGAUGUCCUUCGCUGCAGAGAGACAACGGAGAAUAGAGUGUAUUCAAGUGUAAAGAAGAAGUGGAGAAAUUUAGGAGCAUACAAAUAUGUAGUCGUCAUAGCCUUAUUUGACAUAAUAUCGAACACACUGUAUUUUGUGUCCCAGCUAGCCAUUCCACUAACCAUCCUACUGCUCCUGAAUCAGUUGAAUUUUAUUUUCUCCAUUAUAUUAUCGUACUUGAUUUUAAAAAGGAAGUACAACAUUCAUCACGCGUUGUCAGUCAUUAUCGUCAUAGUGGGCUUUCUCUUCUUCUACAUUCCCUACGUGUACAAGGAGAACACAAUUGUUACGAAGCAGACUAUGGUCAGCUAUUAUAUGAACUCUCACUUUUAUAUACAUGUGAAUGAUGCACUCCAUGAUAGUGCUAGCUAUUUUAGCAGAUUCUACGAAUGUAAUGAACCCACGUGCAGUUUGGCAGCUCCGUUUGGUAUAUUCGCAUCUAUAAUUUUUUGUGUGCUGUCCAUUUUGCUAACAUCCUACGGUGGGGUGAUCAGGGAAAUAUUUUUCUCCGAAUAUAUAAAAGGAAGAGAGAAGCGUCAGAAGGUGGUGAGCAUAAGGAAGGAGAAAAGGAAAUGCUCUCAAUUGUGUAGUGCCAUCUGCGCUCCAGAGCUGGGGGUAUCACAGAAUGGCUUCUGCGAAAUGGAGACAGAAGAAAGAACAUCCUCGGGGGAGAGUAACAAACAGGGGAGAAAGCACGACCAUCAGGAGGAGGAAGCUCUCGUUGAGUAUCCCCCUUUUAAUAAACCGAAUGAUGCCAUUACAAAUGGGUACAUGAUAAAUGUGCAAGAGUUAGGUGUAAGCCACGAAGGGGGGCCUGAUGAAGUGUUAAGCGGAGUGUCUGUGUCCCACGCGAAUCGUAUCGUGGAGGGGGUUGAUAGUACCGAGGGCCAUUUCACGUCUCCCUGCCCGGUGUGCGGGCAGCGAGGUGGAGAAUUGAGUGCAUCCAACGGGGUACUCGAUAUUAUGCAGAACAAACCGCUUCACAGCCUCGUCGAAGUGGAGAAGGUCACUCCCAAACGUGACACAGUGAAGAAAACGAAGAAAGAAAGAAACGCGUCAGACAAAAUGAGCGUCAUACUUCUAUCUUUCAACAUUUCGCUAAUCCAAAUUUGUUUGCUCCCAAUGAUAAUACAUUUUCAGCUUUUGUUUAACAAGAACAAGGACGUCUCUUAUUUGCUAUACAUCAAGGACAGCAUCCAGUGCUUUUCAGGACACACGAUGGAGAAUAACUCCAAUUGUAAGUACUCCUUUGGUGUGUAUUGCCUCUACAUAGUGGUGAACGCUAUAUUCAAUUUAAGCGUGUCGUCAUUCUACAGCAAGUACUCUUCCGCCGAGUGCUUCUUAAUUUUGAAAUCAUCAACCCCGCUUACUCUGGUCGUUUUAUAUUUUUACGACUUCCCGUUUAUCCUGGAGAGUGACAAAUAUUUUUCCAUUUAUUUUGUGAUCAGCAUAGUGAUCGUUUUUACUGGCGUCAGUUACUUCUUCUAUCAGAGCAUCGCGUCCGAUAGGAAAAAGAAGAAAAAAAAAGUUGCCGCGUAA
Plasmodium inui San Antonio 1 is the source of this 3576-nucleotide messenger RNA. RefSeq lists its product as hypothetical. The record is from RefSeq and is a predicted model, not a curated record. Gene Ontology annotation, biological process: transmembrane transport. Gene Ontology annotation, cellular component: membrane. NCBI's taxonomy places the organism in Eukaryota, Apicomplexa, Aconoidasida, Haemosporida, Plasmodiidae. Bases 1 to 3576 code for a protein of 1191 amino acids. Gene Ontology annotation, molecular function: transmembrane transporter activity. The transcript has a single exon.